This is a messenger RNA of Penicillium malachiteum, 1668 nucleotides long. Its product is annotated as putative MFS transporter. Gene Ontology annotation, biological process: biotin import across plasma membrane. The transcript is spliced from 4 exons. Gene Ontology annotation, molecular function: dethiobiotin transmembrane transporter activity; solute:proton symporter activity; biotin transmembrane transporter activity. The record is from RefSeq and is a predicted model, not a curated record. Lineage: Eukaryota; Fungi; Ascomycota; Eurotiomycetes; Eurotiales; Aspergillaceae. Gene Ontology annotation, cellular component: membrane. Bases 1 to 1668 code for a protein of 555 amino acids.
AUGAGCGCCGAAGCAUCUCAGUCUGCAGUCAGCGGGAGCAAGGAACCGAUCUCUGAAGAUGUUUAUGAGCCUCCGCAGGAUCAAAGUGAAUCAACGACUGGACCUAAUCUGGAGCUUGAACCUGGGGAGUUCAAUGUCGAUAAUGUCGAGCGCAUCUACAGUAAACUUGACUGGCGGAUCAUUCCUGCCCUCUGGGUUCUGUACUUUAUGACUUCUGCAGUUCGCUCCAAUGUCAGUUUGGCGCAGACCAUGAAUGAAGGUUCUGGUCACGACCUGGCAAGCGUCCUGCACAUAAACAGCCACCAGAUCUCCACAGGAUUGGCGCUUUUCUAUGUCGGUUAUGUGGUUUUCGACCUUCCAUCUAACUUGGUUAUGACUCGUUUAAGUCCACAUGUUUGGUUGAGUCGUAUUGUGAUCAGUGCUGGACUGAUCGGUACCUGUAUGGUCGCCAUGAAGGCGGCCUGGAGCUUCUACUUGCUUCGUCUGCUUUUGGGUAUCGUUGAAGCUGGAUUGUGGCCCGGUAUGACAUACUACCUGACUCUUUUCUAUCCACCCUCUCGAAUGGGCAAGCGCAUUGGUCAGUACUUCACUGCUGCGCAAGUCUCUGCCGCGGUAGUCGGCCUUGUCUCAGCAGGAUUUCAAGAGAUGGAUGGUGCCCGCGGCUAUGUUGGAUUUCAGUGGAUGUUCCUAAUAUACGGAGUGCUUACCAUUGGCCUUGGUUUCUCUCUUCUCUGGUGGCUACCUGAUCGCCCUAUUACGCCAGGCGAAGAGCACCCUCCUCGUCGUUGGUUUAUGCGAUGGGUUCCAAGCACCAGUCCGGCUCUAACAGGCCGUGAUGCAGUCAUUCAUUACCACGAAAUGAAACGCGUCUACCAUGCUCCUGCUUGGAGUCUUCGCGAUUUGCUACAUGUGUUCAUGGACUGGAGAAUCUGGCCAUUGUUGAUUAUGUAUUUCGGUGUUGUUGGUGUUGGUAUUGGCGUUCAACUCUACGCCAACUUGAUCAUUGAAGCCAUUAACCCAUCGUUGAGUGAUGUGGAUAUUAGCUUGCUCACUGCCCCAAUUUGGAUUAUGGAUCUUAUCGCAAUUGUUCUGGUGACUCCAUUUUCCGACCGUUUCCAUCGCCAUCGCGCUCUAUUUUUCUCGAUUCCAGUUCUGCUCCAAAUUCUGGGUCUUCUUCUUACAAGUUACGCUGGAACCGACGCAAAUUCCUGGCCCAGGUACGGAGGACUGCUAAUUGUGGGCUUUGGUCUCGGUCCGACUGUACCCAUCACCAUGACGUGGACAGCGGAGAUCUUCCAGCCUCGUCAUGGCGAAGUCGGCGUCGCAGCUGCCUCUGCUGUGGUCUCCGGCUGGGGUAAUCUGGGUAGUAUCCUCACUACCUAUGCAUUGUAUUCCGGAUGGGCGAGUGAUGCCAAUGCACCAGGCCGACAGAAGUACCGAAAGAGUAACCUGGUGAUGGUGGGAAUUCUGAUCGCGAGUAUCUUAUCUGCGGUGAUCAUGCAGGUGGCUCUUCACUUUACGGAAGACCGGUACCGUCAGACUGAGGAUGAGACGGAUGCGAUUGAUGGAGCAGCUCGCCGAGAGGUUCAGCAGCGUGGAUUGCAGGGACUUGGGUCUGGAGUGGGGAGAUGGCUGAAACGCGGCAAGGGUCGGGGUGACCAGGAGUAA